AUGUUUCAACAACCGUUCAGUCACUGUGAUGCGACUUCUCAGACGCAGUUUUUCAAAGCGGAAAAUGAAUCCAUUCCGGAAAUCACGCCGCAGUUUCAGUGCCAAAGUGAACUCAACUGUCAACCGGAUUUUUACCUACGUGGCCCCGAGAUAAACUCUACGGUUCCCGCUUGGCCGCCGCAGCACGUUCCUGCGCCUACGGCUGCCUCACGACCAUCGGACUGCAUUCUGCUUAUUGACGCCCCAGCACUGCCAGCACCUACCGUUCCUGCUCAUCUGCUGCAACCACACAGGACGCCUGCUCCACAGCCGCAAACUACGCGACUCUCCACGGACAUCUUACAACCUCUCAGGUAUGAUGCAGCCGCGUCUCCCGCGCCGCGUGCCAUCCCAGCUCCUGUUCGUCUUCCGCACGUUUUCCCGACGGUUUCGUCCGUCUCUGCCACGUCGGUUUCAACUGCGCCCGCUACACUCCCGAACCCGUGGUUAACAGCUCCGGCAUGCCUACCGCCCGCGCCUGCGGCGGCACCGGCCGCCCCACCCGCGCCGGUCCACAACGUUUUAUUGACAUCCGCGCCGGGUUCUUUCGCGUGGCAAACACCGGUUGCGUGCUCACCAGUCUGA
Schistocerca americana (American grasshopper) is the source of this 624-nucleotide messenger RNA. Its product is annotated as nematocyst expressed protein 3-like. The record is from RefSeq and is a predicted model, not a curated record. The transcript has a single exon. NCBI's taxonomy places the organism in Eukaryota, Metazoa, Arthropoda, Insecta, Orthoptera, Acrididae. The coding region runs from base 1 to 624 and encodes 207 amino acids.